Penaeus indicus is the source of this 2711-nucleotide messenger RNA. RefSeq names its product protein FAM135A-like. The record is from RefSeq and is a predicted model, not a curated record. Bases 2031 to 2711 code for a protein of 226 amino acids. NCBI's taxonomy places the organism in Eukaryota, Metazoa, Arthropoda, Malacostraca, Decapoda, Penaeidae. The transcript is spliced from 5 exons.
UGGGUAGCCUGUUCCCCCUGGAUGUGGGAUGGAGGACACGGAGGGAGGGGCGACGCCUGUCACCACCGCCACCACCAUCACCACCGCCAGCAUAGCCUCUGCCACCACCAGCACCUCCUUCAGCGCCACUACUAGUGUUGGCCGGCACCUUUGUCACCGCAAACAUCAACUCCGCUGCCGCUUCCACCACCUCUGCCACCGUCGCCAGAGCAGCCGCCGCCGACGUGUCCGCGUGUGCAUCGGGGGGAUUAGCGUGAGGCGAGGGCGUCCGCGGGACCCGACACGCAGCCAGGGCGCGAGACCCGAGACGCGAGGCCUGUCUCCGGAGUGAGGGGAGCCCGCGCGAGCCGCCUGCGACCACGCUUCCUCGCCCGUGAACGCCUCCUUCCCCCUCCCCUCCCCCCCAUCCAACUACACGAGUCCUGGACCCCCUUCCCACUACCCCUCCUCCCUCCCUUUUUUGGCUCCCACGCCCUCGCAACGUUCACUUCCUCCGUCGGAAGUAGCUGACGGCAUCGCCUCCUUCUGCAGCAAAGCCUUCCUCUGGAUCACGUGACGCCGUGGUUCGAUUCAGUGACGUGUGCACCAUACUUUGUGACGUCAUUAUCCGAUUCGUGGGUGGCGAUUGGUUCAUGUAAUGUGACGUCACCCUUUGAGUCCAGUGACGUGAUUGGUCCCUAUUUGGCCUGUGGUAUUUACCUGAGAAAACCGUGAUUUGAUUGGCUUGUGUGCCGCCUUCCUUGCAGUGAUAGUGUGAUACUUGUGGUUUACAGAUCUCUAGGGGAGAAAAAAGCUGUAAAUAUUCAUUCCAUUUAUUUAUUAUCAUAAUUUCCCCGUGUAAAGGGCAUAUAGUGUAUAGGCCAAUUAUACCUGGAGAAUGUAACACUGUGAAUAGGCCUAGAAUCCGUGCCGUAGUGACGUGGUGAACGUGACUUCAAUUAUAGGCCUACCUCUCUCUUACUACCUCCUCGCCCUCAAGACUAAAAAACAACAACAAAGGUGAUCAAAUAAGCAAAAACAACAAGGACAGAGGCACUCGCGGGUAAGAAAAAAAAUCGCCUCGGAACAAAGACAGAAAACGGGGGAGACAAAGAAAGAAAGAAAGAAAGAGAGAGAGAAAAAAAGAACGUGAGAGAAAAAGUGAGAGAAUUGAACGGAAAAAAAAUCUAAGAAGGAGAAGAGAAAGAGAGUUAUAAAUAGAGAAAGAGAGAAAGAGAAAAAGAGAGAGAGAGAGAGAGAGAGAGAGAGAGAGGAAAAACACAGAGAUUAGGAUGUGGGUGUACCGACGUAGGAGAGGGAAGGAAGAGAGUGGAGGAUGAGCCCGGGCAGUAGGACCUCCCCCCUCGCCAGCAGGACUCCUCCCCCCUCCCCCCACCCCAGCACGCGUUGGAGGAACGUUUGCUCGCGCUUCAUCCUCCUCGCCCCGCCCACGUCUCCGCCCACGCCUCCGCCCCCUCGCCCGCAACAAGGCCGUUCCGACGGCUCUCUCGCACGGGAUUCUCAACCUUAACGGCCGGGCGGUGACGCGAGAGGUCGAAGAGAGGGAGAGAGAGAGGUAGGAGGAAAUAAAUCUGAGGAAACAAGGAGAGGAAAAAAAAAGAAAGCGAGAGAAAAAAAAGAAAGUGAAUAGAGAGAGAGAGAGAUAAGAAAAAAAAAAGAUAAAGAGAGAUCUUAAAGGUGGGAAUGUGAUUUAUUGUCCGAGAUUGACGUACGUGGACAUAAGAAAUAAUUUGAUAAUUACGUGGGAAGAUGAUGAUGAUGAUGAUGAUGGAGAUGAUGAUGAUGAAGAGAUGAGAAAUAAAAAGUAAUUCAGAAAAUCCGAAGACAGAAGAAUCAUAAGUGCGAGUGAUAUAUAUAAAUAUAUUUCCAAAAAAAAGUGAGUGUGUUAAGAAGAGAAUAAAGAAUAAUUAAAAGAAGAGGAGGAGAAGGAGGAGAAGAUAAAGUAGUAGUAGAAGAAAAAGAAGAAGAAGAGGAGGAGGAGGAAAGAGGAGAGGAGAGAAGAUCGAGAGAGAGAGAGAGGAAAGAGCAUCAUGGGAGAGCUUCAGGCAACUAUCGAACUUGCUCUCCACAUGCACAAGUUCUAUAACGUUGACUUGUUUCAGCGAGGGUACUACCAAGUGCGGGCCUACCUCAAGUCCUCCCCGAAGCUGCCGGCCAAGAUCGAGCUGAGCCUGCCACGAAACAGCAGUGAGUAUCGCGUGGAAGGUCGGGAAGCCGCAGACCUGGCAGGGUGUAUCGCCGACCGCCUUCUCCUCUCUACCUCCCCUCGUUCUGUCGCUGCGGAAUGCUGGAUUGCGACUUCCAACGCUGAGAUGAAAUGUGGCAGCGGCCUGGUGUUCCCCGCGUGUGUGGUGAACGGAGCCGCCGUGAGCAAGACCUUCCAGAUCCUGUACCGCAACGAGGAGGUCCACCUCGACGAUCACGUCCUCUUCAAGUUGCACCUCAUCGUCGACGCUCAUAAGCUGGCUGAGAGUCUGGACCGGGCGGAUCUGCAGCUGGUGACAGAGCUGUGGUUCACUGAGCAUGCCUUCGGACCCGACCACCACAAUGCUAUACAGUGUGUGUCAGCCAGGACUCUCAAUCUGCACUUCUCUCCCACCAGGGGCCUUCACUACCAUCUGCCGGUUCUUUUCGAUUACUUCCACCUCUCUGCUGUCACCCUCACCGUCCACUGUUGUUUGGUAGCACUACAUCAACCCUACAUCAAGUAA